Messenger RNA from Chaetomium fimeti, 1011 nucleotides. RefSeq names its product Alpha/Beta hydrolase protein. The coding region runs from base 1 to 1011 and encodes 336 amino acids. Gene Ontology annotation, molecular function: cellulose binding; serine-type peptidase activity; feruloyl esterase activity. The record is from RefSeq and is a predicted model, not a curated record. Gene Ontology annotation, biological process: carbohydrate metabolic process; proteolysis. Lineage: Eukaryota; Fungi; Ascomycota; Sordariomycetes; Sordariales; Chaetomiaceae. Gene Ontology annotation, cellular component: extracellular region. The transcript has 2 exons.
AUGAUCUCCGUCUCUACCCUCGCUCUUGGCCUUCUGGCCGCCGCCCAGGCUGUUGAGUCUGCCUCGGCCGGUUGUGGCAAGGCGCCCCCGUCGUCGGGCACCAAGUCCAUCAACGUCAACGGCAGGCAACGCCAAUACAUCCUCCAGCUGCCCAACAACUACGACUCCAGCAAAGAGCAUCGGGUUGUCUUCGGCUACCACUGGCGUGAUGGGUCCAUGAACGACGUUGCCAGCGGCGGCUUCUACGGCCUGCGGUCCUUGGCAGGCGACAGCACCAUCUUCGUCGCCCCUAACGGCCUGAACGCCGGGUGGGCCAACAGCGGCGGUGAAGACAUUACCUUCACGGACCAGCUCGUGGCCAUGGUGAAGAACGAUCUCUGUGCCAACGAGAACGAGUUCUUCGCCACCGGCUGGAGCUACGGCGGAGCCAUGAGCCACAGCGUGGCCUGCUCUCGGCCUGACGUCUUCAGCGCCGUGUCCGUCAUCGCCGGCGCCCAGCUCUCGGGCUGCGCGGGCGGCGGCACCCCGGUCCCCUACCUGGGGAUCCACGGCGCGGCCGACAACGUGCUGCCCAUCUCGAUGGGCCGCCAGCUGCGGGACAAGUGGUUGCAGACCAACGGGUGCGCCUCCAAGAACGCGCCCGACCCGGGCGCCGGCCAGCAGAACCACAUCAAGACCACCUACAGCUGCUCCAACGCGCCCGUGACCUGGAUCGGCCACGGCGGCGGCCACGUGCCCGACCCGUCCGGCACCAACGGCGUCAAGUUCGCCCCCGGCGAGACCUGGGACUUCUUCAACGCCGCCGUCUCCUCCGGCGGCGGCGGCAACCCCAACCCCACCGACCCCGGCACCCCGACCACGAACCCGGGCACCCAGCCGACCAACAACCCGGGCACGAACUGCUCCCCCAAAUGGGCCCAGUGUGGUGGUGAUGGGUGGUCUGGCGCCACCUGCUGCGAGAGCGGGAGCACUUGCCGCGCUUCGAACCAGUGGUACUCGCAGUGCAUCUAA